This is a messenger RNA of Hippopotamus amphibius kiboko, 2864 nucleotides long. It is a transcript of the gene CCDC39, whose product is annotated as coiled-coil domain containing 39. The coding region runs from base 39 to 2864 and encodes 941 amino acids. Gene Ontology annotation, cellular component: axoneme. The record is from RefSeq and is a predicted model, not a curated record. Gene Ontology annotation, biological process: cilium-dependent cell motility; cilium movement; inner dynein arm assembly. The transcript is spliced from 20 exons. NCBI's taxonomy places the organism in Eukaryota, Metazoa, Chordata, Mammalia, Artiodactyla, Hippopotamidae.
UCUGCCCUUUUUCUGACGUCCCCUAUCCGUUCGUCGUCAUGAGUAGUGAAUUCCUGGCGGAGCUGCAUUGGGAGGAUGGGUUCGCCAUCCCGGUGGCGAAUGAGGAGAACAAGAUACUGGAAGAUCAGUUGUCAAAGCUGCAGGAUGAAAGGUCAAGCUUGCAAGAUCAGCUACGUGACUAUGAAGAUCGAAUUAAUGCUAUGACUUCUCACUUCAAAAACGUUAAGCAAGAGUUCUUGUUUACACAGUCUCUUUGCAAAGCCAGGGAACAUGAGACUGAAAGCGAAGAACAUUUUAAGAUGAUUGCUGAAAGAGAACUGGGACGAGUAAAGGAUGAAAUUCAACGACUGGAAAAUGAGAUAACUUCAAUACGGGAAAAAAAAAGUGAUAAGGAAAAUUACAUAUUUAAAACUACUCAAAAACUGGAUGGUUUGAAAUGUCAAAUGAACUGGGACCAGCAAGCAUUGGAGGCCUGGCUGGAAGAAUCAGCUCAUAAAGAUAGUGAUGCCCUCACUCUUCAGAAGUAUGCACGACAAGAUGAUAAUAAAAUUAGGGCACUGACCCUGCAAUUAGAAAGACUGACUAUGGAAUGUAACCAGAGAAGAAAGGUACUUGACAACGAACUUGCAGAGACUCUAAGUGCGCAGUUAGAAUUGGAUAAAGCAGCCCAAGAUUUUCGUAAGAUUCAUAAUGAAAGGCAAGAACUCAUUCAACAGUGGGAGAACACAGUAGAACAGAUGCAGAAGAGAGAUGGAGACAUCGAUAACUGUGCCUUGGCAUUAGCAAGGAUAAAGCAGGAAAUAAGAGAAAAAGAAAAUUUGGUUAAGGAAAAGAUCAAGUUUUUGGAAAAUGAGAUUGGCAACAACACAGAGUAUGAGAAAAAAAUUUCUGUUGCUGAUCGUAAAGUUUUAAAAUGUAGAGCGGAAUAUCAACAUCAUGAAACUAAUAGAAUUCAGCUGAAGGAUGAGCUGGAUUCUUUAAAAGCCACUGUGAAUAGAAGUUCCAGUGAUUUAGAAGCUCUGAGGAAAAAUAUUUCCAAAAUAAAGAAGGACGUUAAUGAAGAAACAACAAAGUUACAGAAAAUUAAAAAUCAUAAUCGGAUUGUAAGAAAAAAGUUAAAACAGAUAACUGAGAAAACUAUGUCUGUAGAGGAGAAAGCUACCAACUUGGAAGACAUGCUAAGGGAGGAAGAAAGAGGUGUGAAGGAAGUAGAAAUUCAGUUGAACAUAGUGAAAGAUGUGCUAUUUAAGAAAGUUCAGGAAUUACAGACUGAGACAAUGAAGGAAAAAGCUGUUGUAUCUGAAAUUGAAGGAACCCGUUCUUCUCUAAAGCACCUCAACCAUCAGUUACAUAAACUGGACUUCGAAACCUUGCAGCAGCAAGAAAUUAUGUACAGUCAGGAUUUUUACAUUCAACAAGUGGAACGCCGAAUGUCACGGUUAAAGGGAGAGAUUAAUUCAGAAGAAAAACAAGCCCUUGAAGCAAAAACUGUUGAACUUCAGAAGACAUUGGAAGAGAAGAAAUCUACAUUUAACCUUUUAGAAACACAGAUCAAGAAGCUUCAUAACGAUCUUUACUUUAUCAAGAAGUCAAAUAGUAAAAAUCGUGAUGAAAAACAGUCUCUCAUGACCAAAAUAAAUGAACUAAACCUUUUCAAUGACAGAUCAGAGAAAGAACUUAAUAAAACCAAAGCUUUGAAACAGGACUUGAUGAUAGAAGACAAUCUUUUAAAACUUGAGGUUAAACGUACUCGAGAAAUGCUUCACAGUAAGGCAGAAGAAGUUCUUUCUCUGGAAAAAAGAAAAGAGCAAUUGCACACAGCUAUGGAAGAACGGACCGAAGAAAUUAAGGUUCACAAAACAAUGCUUGCAUCACAAAUAAGAUAUGUUGAUCAAGAACGGCAAAACAUAAGUGCUGAGUUUCAUGAGCGGCUAAGUAAAAUUGAUAAGCUGAAGAAUAGAUAUGAAAUUCUUACUGUUGUUAUGCUGCCUCCUGAAGGAGAAGAGGAGAAAACACAAGCCUAUUAUGUAAUAAAGGCUGCUCAAGAAAAAGAAGAACUUCAAAGGGAAGGUGACAGUUUGGAUGCUAAGAUCAACAAAGCUGAAAAAGAAAUCAAUGCUCUAGGAAACACCUUGCAAGUACUGAACAGCUGCAACAACAAUUACAAACAAUCUUUUAAGAAAGUAACUCCAUCUAGUGCUGAGUAUGAGGUAAAAAUCCAACUAGAAGAACAAAAGAGAGCUGUUGAUGAAAAACACAGAUACAAACAAAGACAAAUCAGAGAACUACAGGAAGAUAUCCAGAGCAUGGAAAAUACUUUAGCAGUUAUAGAACAUUUAACAAAUAAUGUCAAAGAAAAAAUAUCAGAGAAGCAAGCUUAUGCACUUCAACUAAGUAGAGAAACUGAAGAGCAGAAGCCAAAGUUAGAGAGAGUAACUAAACAGUGUGCAAAACUCAUCAAGGAAAUCCGUCUUUUGAAAGACACAAAAGAUGAAACACUAGAAGAACAAGACAUCAAACUUCGUGAAGUGAAACAGCUUCACAAGAUCAUUGACGAAAUGUUAGUUGGUAUCACAGAAGAAAAUGCUGAGAUUGGUAUUAUCCUUCAAACAUACUUUCAACAGAGUGGUUUAGAGCUACCUAUAGCUAGUACUAAAGGCAGUUGUCACAGUUCUAGAUCUCCUUCCCAGACUUCACCAGUAUCAGCAAGGUCAUCUAAGAGUACAAGUACUUCUGCUUCUCAGACUUCAGUGAAAGUAUUAGAGCUGACCUUCCCAGCUUCUUCACUAAUUGGCAGCACUUCUAGACCAACUAGUGUGAGCAGUGGCUCCAGUAAUGGUAAAAGCAAAAAGAGCAGCAAGUAA